Molecule: messenger RNA, 9544 nt
Organism: Pomacea canaliculata
Lineage: Eukaryota; Metazoa; Mollusca; Gastropoda; Architaenioglossa; Ampullariidae
Product: solute carrier family 35 member E1 homolog
Exons: 6
Coding region: 184-1413 (409 amino acids)
Cellular component (GO): Golgi apparatus
Molecular function (GO): antiporter activity
Source: RefSeq, a predicted model, not a curated record
AAGAAACGGAAGUAUACAUAUCGAAGCAACGUGUACUUGGAGUAUAUAGUACGUAUCGGCAUGUAACCGAUGAGAAACAGCUGUGAUUUGCAAACGAUAUGCAGACCACAAGUGACGUUCUUUUCCCUGUUAUAGCCGAUAUGUACACCCAGUUUUCAAAGUGUGCUUAGUGUUGAGGCCAAGAUGGAUGGGACUACUUACUUAGAAUUUCUAAAGAUCGCACUUAUAUGUUUACUGUGGUAUCUCAGUAGUGCCAGCGACAGUAUCAUAGGAAAAGUGGUCUUGUCAGAUUUUCCAUAUCCUAUGACACUGACAAUGGCCCAGUUACUCACAACAUCCUUAUUUCUGGGACCUUUUCUUCCAUGUUUAGGAGCGAAAAAGAAAGGGGAAUAUGAUAGACGAUAUUUGUUCACAAUGAUUCUUCCUCUAGCUUUUGGAAAGUUCUUAUCAUCAGUGUCUUCUUACAUCAGUAUAUGGAAAGUGUCCGUAUCCUAUGCACACACAGUCAAAGCAACACUACCAUUGUUUACAUUAGCAUGGUCAAAACUCAUAUUUGGAGAAAACCAUACACCACCAGUUUACUUGAGCCUUCUACCUAUUAUCACUGGUGUUGGUGUGGCAACGAUGACCGAGGCCUCUUUUGAUUCUGUGGGACUUGCAUCUGCUUUGACAUCGACAGUUUGUUUUUCCUUGCUCACGAUUUUCACCAAAAAGUGCUUGAAGGAUACUGGCUACCACCAUCUGCAGCUCUUAAUCCUUGUCAGUCGAAUAGCAACUGCCUGCUUUGUGCCCUUUUGGGUGAUAGCUGAUCUCUGGAGGAUAAUCCAUGACUCAGAAUUUCUACACAGUGGGCGAAUCCUCCAGACUCUGAUGCUCCUCUUCUGCAAUGGUGUGUUGAACAUGAUGCACAGCACCUUUGCUUUCACUGUCCUGGCCCUCGUCACACCACUCUCCUAUGCAGUUGCCAAUGCUACCAAGCGCAUUGUUAUCAUUGGUGGCUCCAUUCUAAUCCUUCAGAAUACGGUCUCACCUCUAAAUGGUUUGGGAAUGCUGAUUGCAGUCUUUGGUGUCCUGUGCUACAAUAAGGCCAAGUAUGACGAAAGCCAAGCAGCACGAAGGGAAAAGGUUCUUCCUCUGGUUCACAGUGAUCCUAAGUUCUAUGGUCAUGGUGUCCAGCAUCUUGCUCACUCAAAGAGUGAUGCCAAUUUUUUGGGUUCUGGUUUGUCAAACGGAACAGGUGCCAGUGCCAAUGGUCAUAUCCUGCUGCAGGAAUGGCAGCAGAGUGAUGAAGGCCUUGUGCUGCUUCCAGUAGCCAGCCGUAGCUUUCCUGAGAGGCAUUUGAGGUCAUCUGAUAUCAAGCACAUACACGAACCCAGUGUGCAUCUUCACUCACGCAAUAUUUAUAAUGUCUGAAAGGAGCUACUGAGAUCAAUGAGUUACUGCAUCAGUGAUGGCAUCCACAGACUGAACACUCACCUAUGUCUUAUUUUGCCAUCUGAGUUCUAGAUGAUGGAGCAUUUGUCUUCAGGCUAGCAACAACUUUGUUCUAGUUGAUUGAACAUUUGUCUUUAGGCUUGCAACAUCCAGGUGUUCUAGUUGAAUGAAUACUUGUUUUCAGGCUGGCAGCACUUGAGUGUUCUGAACUCCUGAACAUGUGUCUUCAGACUAGCAUCGCCUUAGUGUUCUAGUUAUUUGAAAAUUUGUGACCCUCCACGACGAAAUGAGUCUUAAGAAGUGGAACAUACAGACUCCAUGCUUUCUGGCAAGGUAUAACACGAUGGGGUUAGGACAGGGAAACAGUAUCUGAAACAGCGUUUGAAUUUCGUCUGAAAUCGGUACGGAUCGCAGUAGGGUACCUCGAGUAAAGCGUAUUUAAAGUCCAAUUUCUAACUUUUAUUUUAACAUAGCAGUGUAUUUUCCUAAUAGUUUAAUAACCAAGGAAUCAAUUUUUAAAGAAAAGUUAAACUGCACAAAAUUGACCCCUAUCACCUUUUGGGGCCUCUAGCACAAAACUGAAGACUCAUUUCAUCGUGGAGGGUCACAUUUGUCUUCAGGCUAGCAGCACCAUAGUGUUCUAGAGAUCCAGAUUUAUGGACAGCAUGCUUGUUUGCUUCUUCAAUAUCUUUUAACUGCAAUUUCCUUUUUUUCUUACAUCAUUCUUUGAUAUAUCCCAUCCCAUAACACCCAAUUUUCAGAGAAUUCCAAUUCAAAGGAAAUUUGCUUUUUUCUUCGAAAAAGGAAUCAGUGCACUUUAUAGGUGUCAAGGCAAAAGUGUAUUAUUACAUGUGGAAAAAUUGAGAAAGAACUGAACAGCAUUCUCUGACUUACUGAAGAAACACGUACCUGUAGAGCAUGGUUUUGUUCUACUUCAUACGAUUGCUUCUUGGAAAGGAAGUUUUUUUGUAUAAAGAUUUCUAUGAAAACAAUAUUGUGCUUGUUGCUGGUUUCCUUUUGGUAGUUUUCCUCCCUCGUUGACAAAAUGUGGGCAGGAAUAUGCUGUGUCUUGUAUAAAAUUUACUGAUAUUUUAUUAAACCUGUUUACCUUUGGCAUAUGGAUUUUUCUCUGGCCUCAUAUGUUUAUAAUUUGAAUUUAAAUUUAUGCUUAUCAAAAUGCUUGUAGAUAAUUUUUUUCAACUUAUUUUGUCAUUGGUUAUUUUGUUUCAUUUUCUGCAGCUGGUGUAAUGAAUAAUGCACAUAAUUUCUUUAGAGAUUGGGUUUACGGAUUGUGCUUUGAGUUGUUUUGUUUUGUUUGAUAGCUAGUUCUUAUGUAGUUUGUUUUAUCUGCACUUUAAAAACAUUUCUUGCAUAAUGUUUUCCAGAUUGAAAAGUGCUGAACAGUACAGGCAAUAGGGGGCACCUUAAACAGUCACCCACUGUUUUGUGAAAGGAAGUUCCUAUUGGGUUACUCAGUAAUCAGCUCAUUGAAUUCUUUGACUACAGUUUGAUAACUUGAGCAAGGCCCUCCUUUCAUCUUCAGCCCCUCAUUCCAACUCUGUCAAAUGUUUUUUUUAGGUCAAUGAGAUCCUGCUGGUUUGUAGACCUUUUUCUAUCAGGAUGUAACAGUUGGAGAUCUGCUCAACUGUGCUCCUUCAUGGACUGAAGCCAGCUAGCAGUUCCUCAACGUUGUAUUUUGGAUGACUUUCAGCAUGACUUUGCUUGGGUGGUUGAUCAGGCUUAUGAUUCUGUAGUUUUGACACUGUCUGCCGUUUUCUUUCUUUGAAAGAGUUAUGGCUAGUGAUUGUGUCUCUUCUUUGGGCCAAAAUACUUAAUUGUUAAUCAAUGCUGUUGCUAGCUAGAGUGGUGGCAGUUCUGUGAUCAGUCAUGCUGCUGUUGAUAAUAGACUGCUCAGUGUGGAAUCUACAUGCUUUUGAUCUUUGCGAAAGGUAGUAUAGCCUACAGAGUUUUUGUGUGUAUGCACAUGUUUCGCUAAUGCAUGCAUGCUUCUGAGAAAAAGAUUGUACCAUCCACUGUAAUUUUAUAUUUAUGUUUUAUAUAUUUUAUGUUUUUAAUUCACGACUGGAAACUUUUCCUGUAAUGCUAAUCCUUUUAAUUCCUCCCAAGAACACGAUGGAACCAAAGAAGAAAUACAAUAAAUUUUUAAAACCAAGAUUUGAUUUUUAAGUCUAGUUUCUCAGAUACAUGUAAGCAUUGCUAAAAUCAUAAUGCUACAGUAACUGAACUUGUUUUGAAAUACUUAACAAGAAGAUCAUUUCACAUUUGGUACAAUAUACAGCCUUAGUACUUUUUUUAUUCAUUGAUAGAGAACACAUUUGUGUUGUGUUGAUGUGGUACUUAAGUAAAAUUUACCUAGGUAAUACAUUAAAACAAAAUUUAGGGGAAAUUUUCACAGCUGAAUAAUACAAACCUUUGUCCUACAGUUAUUUUGACCGAUUCACAUUGUGUUUCAGGUUGGUACCUUAAUUUUAAAUCAUUUUCUGUAUGUUUUACUGACCCAAAGAGGAAAACAAAAUGAAAAAGAAAAGAAACACUGAAGGUAUUAGUUGUAUAAACUAGAACUUUUUAUUCUGAAUAUUAAAAGUCACUAUAUUCUUACUUGAACAAGAUGUGUACUUUUAAAACAGGGUAGAUAAUACUGUGAUAAGUGACUGCAUCUUGAAAUUUCUAAUUGAUUACCAUUUUCUCCAUAAUUUGAUUAGCAUUUAAAAAAUUGUGCUAUUCUUAACUCUUUACAGCCAGAAACUGCAUUUACUCAGUGGUUAAGGAAGAAAAGAAUAUUACUUAACACAAGAAGGUAAAGAGAUGGUCUGUGAAACUUCUUAGCUCUCAGGAGCAGGUAAUAUGUUCAUGCUCCAUGGUAGAUUGUGGUUCUUCACUGAUCUUUUUUUUCACGACCAUUUAAAGGAAAAUCUGAUUAAUUUUCUUUUUCCGUAACACUAAUAACUCCAUAAUUGCUAAUGCUGAUACAGCAUGACAGUAAAUUAAUAGUGAGCUUGGAGAAAUAGUUUUAUUACUGUUGCUGUUACCAUCGUUGUUUUGUUGCCUUGAUUAGGAUUAUGGUUUAGGAAAUUACAAGCUAUUUUAAAAAUGUGUGGGUUUCUGGCUUUAUGAAAUAAAUUUGUAGCUAAAUCUUCCUUUUCUCUUAUAAAAAGGUGAUAAAUGAACGUUUGUGCCAAGGGAGGCUACUCUGAUUUUUUAAACCACACCUGUGAAUGUUCUUUGUAACAAGGAACACAACUGUACUGUGAAAGGCUUCAUGGAGUUGAUGUAUUUAUAAGUUAUGUCGCCAAGGGGACUUUCUUAUUUAUUAUUACAGGCAGUUUAAAAGAUAAGAGAACAUGCAAACAUUACUUUUUAUUGCUGCUUUGUUUGGUCUUUUUACUCUGUUUAAGAUGCACGGGAAGAGAUCAAGUAUGCAUUUAAUGUGAGGUUUGUGUGCUGCAUUAAAUUAAGCAUUGCAUGUAUGAAGUGAUAAGUGCGUUUGCUGUCAUGUAAAAGUUUUAAAAUUCCUAUCUGCAAAAAUUGUGGUGCUGAGCAGUUUUACUGCUAGGAGUGUGUGUGUGUAAGAGAGAAUGUUUGUUCAUGUUCCCAUCUGCCUGUAUCUGCACUUGCAAUAUUUGUUUUUAUGACUGUGUGAUACUUCAGGCUCUACAGGCUACAGAUGUUUUUGUUUUCUUUAGAUCAAAGAGAGUUUUUCAAGCUGGUGUUUUUGUUUUAUUUUAUAUUCAAGCUAUAGACAAGGAUUAUCUCCAUUUUUCUCAGGUGUUGCCAAGUUUAGAUGAGAUUUUUAAUAGUUUAAUGCAGAUUUUGUGUAGAUCACAUGUCUUAAUAAUCAAAAGAAAAGGAAUGUUUAGGUGGAUUAUUAGAGUUAUUUUAAGUUGUAAAAUCUAGACAUUGGUGUAAGAUUUCAUUUCAGUUGCUCAAUAUUGUUUUCAAAUUUUAUUUUUAGAUAGUUUCACUUGCAAAAUCUAAUGGUUUUAGGUUACCAAAUGUCUUACAGUUUUGGCUGAAUGAAUGUUUUAUUGUGUUUUUUAGGAAGUUGAUGAUUUUAGUGGGAUUAACAUGUUUAUGCAUAAUUAAUUUUCUGUGCAUUGACUUAGGUGUUGAACAUAGUACUAUACUCAAAAUUUUAAGCAUCACAUUCACUUUCAGCAUCACAAAACUUUAGAUUGAAAUUUUUCUUGCAAUUAUCUGCUUGUUUAAGAUGUAAGUACAAGGGAAGUAAGUCCUGCACAAAUGAUGAUACCAAACUCCUAUCUUUAUUGCAAAUAAUUAUGGCAAUGUGGGUUCCUUUUUCAUGAUAUCUCAUUUGAAGGGUUGUAUAUUUGCUGUAUCAAACUUUGUAUGCAAAUGCAAAAUAAUAACAAAGCAAAAUUUAUUCUAAAUGUUUACAAAGAAAUGUGUUAAAGAAUGUGCUUUAAUGUACCAAUUUGUUAAGGUAAGAUGUACAACAGUUAGUUCAAGGGGCACUGGAACUCCUGAUCUAAAAUAUCUGGAUAUUGUUCUUUUGCUUCAUCAGAAACUGCUUAUUGUGCAUUGCUGUGUACUAUAGUGAAAGGUUAAUUGGUUGGACCAUCUGUCUUAUUAAACAAUGCAAUGGCCUUGUAUAUUGCAGGCAGUGGUGAAGAAAUAAUGCAGUUGUAUAAAUUAGGUUGUUUUGAAACUAUUAACCACUAGCUAUCAUUCCUCUGCUGUGCAAGGCAACAGUAUCAGGAUUAAUCUUAAUAAUUAUCUUUACUUCUUUGUGGAACUCUUAAAGAGAUUCAUAAAAUUCAUAGGUAAAGUAACCUUAGACAUGGAACUUUGAGAUCUUCCACACAAGAUGACUAGAUACUUGUUUAAUGUAACAGAACAUUUUUUUUUUUUUGGUUUGCUUGUUCAUUUGUGUCAUUCAGGAUUUAGGAGGAGGUCAAUCUUAGUCAUAUCAUUUGAGUUAGUUACCUACUCCAAGUUGUGUGGGUUUGGUAGAUUCUGGUCUCCAACUUUGCAACUUUCACUUAUGAGUUCUUAAAAAUGUACUAUAUUAGUAUGCAUGGGCAUCUGGUUUGCUGCUGUUUUUGUCAUUUUGACCUAGACUGCAACUAAGUUCUCUCCUAACAAAGGGUCCUGUGAUAUAUAAUCUUCCUAAGCCACUGACAUAAACUGUCAGUCAUUUCUGCAAAUGGCAUGAGCGUUCUGCUACAUAUUUUGCCAGUUGCCUUCAGACAUGAAUCUGAUCUGAUGGUGAACACACUGCUCUGUGAGCUUGCAAGUAUCAUGACGGGGGUCAGGAGAGAGCACCCACCACAUUGUCAUGUACCACACAAGAAUAACACUAUAAGAAAGCGCUGUCUGACGAUGGCAAAACGCAGGCUACAGAUGGCUUUAGAACAACAUUCGAAGUCUUGCUUCGAGCUGGCAGAAGCAAAGUUUAUCAGCCUACAGGUAACUUUUAGACGCCGAAAUCAGGAACAUCUGGUCGGUGUAGAAUGUAAAGCUGUAAGCUUCUGCCUGCAAAAAGCUGCUUUGUAAACCUUCCCCCCUCCGCCUCACCUGGCAACAUUCAUACUUUAGUCAGGUUGGCGAAGUACCAGUAGUGGUCAACGCCCGAGUAGCACUUGUUGCAAGCGCUCAUCCCCGCCAGACGCACAGUCGUUUACAUGCAGCGUGCACGACACCGGCCCGGCUGACAGGCAGAUGGGACUGGGUUAGUGAUGCGUGUGCUGUGUUUGCGAAGCUUUUGUGUGGGAGGAAUAGUUUUCGCCGAGAAUAUUCCACACACCUCGGCAGCUGUGUUACGUCACAGAUCAUGAACUCCCGGCAAAGGUUUGCAGGGUGCAUGUGUGAUAAGAAGCUGCUUGCAAGCCCUGGAGGCUGGGGAACAUAAUUGAGGCAGGCUGACGUACAUCUGUCACAGAGGCCAGUUGUCUUGGGGCUAAGAUAGCAGCCGCUCACCACCCUUUAGUUUUUUUUCUUUUGGAGGGAAAAAGCUGAACGCAAGUAGUAAAAGAAUGUUCAUUGUUUCCUUUCCGAAAAAGACGAGAAAUAAGAUUGUUUUCUGCCUGUGUGUGUGUGAGAGAGAAAGCAAGAUCACAUAUGUCGCAUGUGUGUGUGUGAGAGACAUCAGAAGUCCACGUAUGUGGUGCACUGCCUGCCUUACCGUGUGAUCAUAUUCAUUAUAAAUGUCAUUGAACUGAAUGCACAAAAUUAAUUAUCCUUAGUAUCCCCCCACCAAGUUUUGAUGAUAAAAAUGUAUUGAUAAAGAACAAGUUAUGUCUGCAGGGGCGCCAUCCAUAUAUAUAUAUUGAAGGUAAGAAAGGUGAAACGCUUCAACCAUGUUGCAAAUGGUCUGUAUUUUUUUGUUUUUUUGUAAAUCUGUUUAAUCUGCGAUUGCUAGGUGUUUUUUCUCACUUUGCCGACUAGAAUAAAAAAAACAAACUAUGCUACAUAAGAGUUGAGAGGUUACAAAAGCCAGAUGUUGAGAAGAUUAGGGAAGGCGAGUGUGUCACUAGACUGCUCGGCUCUUAUUUCAUUAUACAGCCCACAGGGCAUCUUUAGCCUGUGAAAUGUGUGAGUUCUUAUGUAGAAAAGUUGUUCGAUAACUCAUGCAAUCAGCUCUAAAUUCUGUUCACAGAUUAAAAAAAAGGGGGCUAAGUCAAUUUGUUAUUUUUAAGAACUUUUUGUAUGCUGCGUUUGUUUAUGCGAAAGAGCAAAUGUGGGCAGCUGAUAUGUCUGCUGUGUGUUUCGUUAACUUUAACAGAUUUGUUUUUCCGUCUUCAUUAUAUCCACGCAUAGAGAAAUAAUUGUUGACAGUUAACAGAUUUUUUUUUCUCUCCAUUACACAUCCAUCUGCUAAAUACAAGGCGCCCCUGCGAUCCCCCUACCCACCCAACACACAAUCUUUUUUUGUGUUCGUUGUGUGUUUUCAUGGUUGCACGAUUCUAUGUAUAUAACACACGUUGCAGAUUUUCCAAAAUUUAAAUUUUGUUUUGUGAAAAUAAACUGGAUGCACGAAUUUUGCAAACUAACGAUUACAGCAGUGAGAAAACUUUUUUUUUUUACCCCAGAAAGGCGCAGACGUGGUAGUGACGAAUGAGCACGGACAAAUACAAUAGGCUCGCGAACCUUCCUGAACUGCUGAGAAUCCUACAGUCCUGGGUUCUGAUCUUGUCUUGAACACUCUGUUCUUACUCCGUAGUUGGCACUUGUGACACCUGUUCACGGGAAAGGGCUGGCCAUCUUAGGAAGUCAGGUUUCCUCACCAUUUCCUCCAAUCCACAAUUUAUCUCUAGAUGGUCAGAGGUCCUGGCAAGUAUGAGUUAGUAUGCCGACUACUAAUUAAGGCAGACCCCAAGAGCCGUUUAGUACUUUAGGAUAAUGUGCAUUCACCUUUGCCCUUUGCUGACAUCUGUCUACGUUAGGCCGACCAAGUCUGAUCGCGCUUUUGUUUUUCGUCUCUGGAAACUGAACUUGCAUCUUCCAGCUGCUGUUUUAAUAUCUUGUCCGUUAGAUGGCCAUUGGAACCGGAUUUCUCUGGAGAAACAGAAAUACGAGAUUUUCCACGUUUUGUUGUUUUAUAAACAUGUGGCUGCAUUUCUAUUAUUUUCGUCGGAAAAGACGAAAACAUCAAAAAAGAAAGAAAAAAAAAAAAAAAAAAAAACUCAGCUUCCUGACUCUGACUCCACAUGAAAAUAGGAGCUUAUGUAAUAAACAUUAAAAAAUAUAUUUCCAAAACUAAAUCCUAUUGAUUGGCACGAAUCCUCACUUUUGAAAAAAAUCAAACAUAAAAUGAGACAACCAUUUUUAUUCCUACGAAUCCUCUCAAAAUUUACAGACUAAAACGCGAUCUUUGGUAUCAUCAUCAUCAGUUUGGAAAUAAUUGUUCUGUUUCUGUGACCACGAUCAUCAAUUUUGUCAUUGACAGUUAUGGUCAUUGUAUGUUACAUCGUUUAGAGCAGUGCAAGAAUAAAUAGCAAGCACUUCAGGAUUGUAUGCACCCAAAAACAUUUGUGUGACACUUGCGUGUAGAAUUUGUAGAUACUGCUCAAAUUUGUUGACUUCUUGAUUUGUUGGUCGAUUAUAAAAUAAAAAAGAAUUCAUGGUUUCU